GUAGCAAUAGGAGGAGCAAUCAGGGUGCUAUAUAUCCAUGACUCUGCCUUAACUAGUAGAAUCUGUCAUAGCUCCAGCAUUCUGAAGCCAUCAAUAUAAAUCAGCAUGAGAGCUGCUCUGCUGCUGUGUCUGCUGUAUGCAGCUUGUGCUGCUGGCCAAUAUUCUUGGGACAGUGGUGCUAAGGAUGUAGUACUCAACACAGGCUGCAACGUGGACCAGCCUUCUUGUGCAUGCUGCAAGAUGGUGCAAGACACCAACAAACUAAAGGCGUAUUUCAACGCAGUCCUGACUGGGCUGGAGCAGGACUUAUCACAAACUAACCAAAGUCUUCAGUCUAUUGAAGCCAACCGAGUUGCCUUCAGCUCUGCUCUCUACACCAAUAACAAUUUCAGGUGUAAUGGUCCCUUUAGUGUUGACAGCGUCAUUGUUUACAAGCAGGUUUUCAUUAACUAUGGUAACAGUUACAACGUGGACACUGGUAUCUUCACUGCUCCCUGCGCUGGUGUCUACAGCCUAGCCGUGUCGACCUUUAGUGACUCUGGUGCUUCUGGGUACCUGCUAGCCGUCUGCAUCACCCUUCAGGUGAACAGCCAAGUGGUGGCUGGGGCCAGAGACUACAACACCAGGGACAAAGAAGACAGCUCCACUAUAGCUAUUGCCCUGAGCCUGAAGGUUGGAGACAAGGUGUCCGUCAACUUAGCCAAGAACUGCUUCCUCUGCGAUGACUUCAACCACUACAAUACUUUCAGUGCUUUUCUGCUUUAUGCUACUGCAUAGCGCAGGAGGGUGCUUUUCACCACAUGUAAUAGGUUAGUCUAAUGGAGGAGUUCUGUCUUUGGUGAGCGGUCCCAUGCACCACCCCAUCUCACUGAGAGAAGCCUCUCACUACAACUGUCAUACCAGCUAGUGCCUCCUCUUUCUUCUCCACACUGACAGCUGCAAUUUAUAAUUAUCAUGUGAAAAUAAAUGAAGAUUUUGAACAAAGCGUUUGUUUUCUUUGGCAUAUUCUUUUCC
Nothobranchius furzeri (turquoise killifish) is the source of this 1014-nucleotide messenger RNA. RefSeq names its product complement C1q tumor necrosis factor-related protein 3. Lineage: Eukaryota; Metazoa; Chordata; Actinopteri; Cyprinodontiformes; Nothobranchiidae. Gene Ontology annotation, molecular function: protein binding. The record is from RefSeq and is a predicted model, not a curated record.